Molecule: messenger RNA, 246 nt
Organism: Trichoderma breve
Lineage: Eukaryota; Fungi; Ascomycota; Sordariomycetes; Hypocreales; Hypocreaceae
Exons: 2
Coding region: 1-246 (81 amino acids)
Source: RefSeq, a predicted model, not a curated record
AUGGACCCGGACGCCGCCAAUGACCCCAUCGCUCUCUAUGAAGCCAUCCACAAGCGCUUGUUGAACAACCUCGAGCUGUUUGCACAGCACACCAACCCUUCUAAACUUCGAAACCGAGGACCGCAGACCAUGGAUGAGGAGACUGCUAUCAUCGAGGCCGAGCGGGAGAAGAACACCGGCCCUGAAGCCGAUUACGAUAUUAGCAUGGAAAAACUUAGAGAUAUGCGUGAUCAGCUGGGCCACUGA